UCGCGGGUGGUGAAACGCGCCAGCGUCUGAUAACAUUACAAACGAAAGAUCGAUCUGCUGGCCAGAUUUAUUUAUGAAUUAUUAACAUGUUGUAUAAGUUAAAUAUAAAUAAAAUCUUGUGUUCCGUUAUGAUCGCGAUCUAUCCCCCCAGUAAUUAAUCAAUAACUAACAAAACGACUUAAAAUAAAAGAUUUGUGUUGUAAUGUUUAAUGUAUUCUUGUUGAUGAAAUUGACUGAUUGAUUUAAAAACAUAUUGGUAUCGGAAAAAAAAAUUAUCUUCAGGAACCAGUAUCGAAAUCAAGGUAUUGUGGUACAUGUGAUAUGUUUUACAGUAAGGGAUUCACUACCACUGGGUAAUCUACUGCAGAGCUUCAUAAAUAUAUAUAAAUACCGUUAUAAGCUUUUUUGGUCAGGUUUGUUCAAUAGGGGUGAAAGGAAAGGAUGAGCAUCACUUAUUAUGGCUGGCAUCUGCCAUUUAUACCAUAGGUAACAGAAUAGAAGCUAAAGUUACAUUUACGUUCAGAUUUUGCACUUUUUCCAAUGCUUCUUGCCCUUUGUCUCAAAUUCCUUCAGAGUCAAAUAAUUGGCAUGAGAGUAUAUAGGCAGUAUUAAUAAAACAUAGUAUAUAGGUAGUAUUAAUAAAACAUAGUAUAUAGGCAGUAUUAAUAUAACAUAGUAUAUAAGCAGUAUUAAUUUCCAGCUGACGAAACUGUAAAGAUAUUAGGGUGUAGAGUUUAAAUGGGUGAAAACCUCACCGAUUCAUGUAGUUCAUAGGGAUCGAUGUCUGUCCCUUGCGGUGACGAGCGAGUUGGUCCGUCUGCCUGCGGUAGGUUCCCAGCCGCAUCGUUUUCGGGGACGGCUCACUGUGACCUGCGCUGAUCCCUUGUCUCUCCUUCAGCACCCGUCCCUGGGACCCCCUGAACGAUCUGAUUCAGUUUGAGAAAGACGGCUGCAUCCAGACCAAUGUGCGCCAUCGCACUCCCAUGGUACGUUCUGGCAGUGUAGUUAGUCUCAGUGUCCAAGGGGCCAGGAGAGACCAAUACAAAUGUCAGGUCACCGUGCCCAAGCGCAAACACAAGCAAGGCGAUGCAGCUAAGAGCAAAGUGAGUGGCGGCUCGUCCCCAGAACCCGAGCAUCACGACUCGUCCGGCAGCGAGAGACACAAGAGCAAGCACAGCAGCCGCUUAAGGAAGAAAGGGGCUGACCUGAGUGAACUUCAAAGUGCCAUUGAAUCCAUAAGACGAACCCAGGAAGACAUUAACAGGAACAUCGCCACCCUGCGUGGCCUCUUGGCACCUGUGCACGGCCAUGCCGACGGCAGCAUCCUGCAGCACCGUGACUUCAUCCUCGUGAUCUUCCUCGUCCUGAUCCAGAUCGUCAUCAACUUCCUGUUCAAAUGAGGGUAGCCUGCAUUUACGGACUCGGGCGUUUUGAAUGGGA
Paramormyrops kingsleyae is the source of this 1440-nucleotide messenger RNA. Lineage: Eukaryota; Metazoa; Chordata; Actinopteri; Osteoglossiformes; Mormyridae. The record is from RefSeq and is a predicted model, not a curated record.